Molecule: messenger RNA, 2262 nt
Organism: Podospora anserina S mat+
Lineage: Eukaryota; Fungi; Ascomycota; Sordariomycetes; Sordariales; Podosporaceae
Exons: 3
Biological process (GO): mitotic DNA damage checkpoint signaling; protein phosphorylation
Cellular component (GO): nucleus
Molecular function (GO): protein binding; protein serine/threonine kinase activity; ATP binding
Source: RefSeq, a predicted model, not a curated record
UUUCUUGAGGCAGGAACCACAACGUGCACACCAUUCCUUCCUGACAUCCAUUACCUAGCUCACCCGCCCAGUCGACCCCAUUUGGCUGUCUGCCUAUUUAACGACUGUCGCACCUGCUACUUAAUCACACUAUUACAGGCUCAUAUACAGCCCACGCCGUCAUGGCUCCACGAUCUGAGGCCAGUCAGCUCAAGCGAGGUCGCGCUGUAUGUACCCUCUUCUUCUAUGGCGUCACUGUCAUACAUCGACAUGUUCCGCCGAUUAAUCUCUCUUCUCCUUCAGGGCUCUACGGGCGACGAUGCCCCCUCUGAAUCAUUCAAGAAGCCCCGCCGGUCCGAGCGACUCUCGCAGCGCACCGACAACGACCUGGUCAAGACACCAGUCAUCAACAAACAGCAUCUUCCAUCACCGGUGACACAUUUGACGAGCGAAGGAACCGAUGAGUUUGCCAAGGAAGCCACGGCGACACCUUCAGAGGGCCGCGUCUCCCAGCGUCGCGACGAGUACAUGCAUUCUCAAGUGGCGGCCCUCAGUUCUCCUCCCCAGGACACGCAAGCGUUCAGUCAGACACACGUAGACCCCAACGCACCGCUCUCCGAUGAGGUGGAAGAUGAGGUAAAGGAAGGGGUCUGGGGAUACCUACUUCCUAUGGACACCCGUUACGGAGGCACCUGUGUGGUGAUGAGGAAGAGAGGGUCUUGCCCUCCUUCAGAAACCGUGGCCGGCGCCGUCUCCGGGGCAAAACAGCCUGCUAGAAAAGGCAGGGGGGCUCUUCUCAAAGAGCAGGAGGCUUUCGAUCAGAAGCAGAAGUCAGGGAAAGGGCUCUCCUCUGGCGGUUAUCUCAUUGGGAGACACCCCGAAUGCGUUGAUGAUCCGAUAGUUUCGAACCGUCAUUGUCUUUUGUUUACGGAACACAAGGGAAACGACACAGUUGUGAUUAUCGAGGAUCUUUCCAGCAAUGGCACAUACGUCAAUGAUCAGCUCGUUGGGCGGAACCAACGGCGUGAGCUUAAGGAGUAUGACGAAAUUGCUGUCAUGGACAAGGCCAGGUUCAUUUUCCGGUAUCCCAAAAACCGACAUGCCAAUGCCUUCUUACAGCAAUACACGCCCAUCGAGAAGCUGGGAAAGGGCCAUUUUGCCGAAGUAUAUCUCUGCAUUGAGAAAUCCACAGGGCAGCGCUAUGCUGUCAAAGUCUUCACCAAGACGCCAGGGGUGGAAGAGCGAUCGAAAAACGAAGGCCUCCAGCAAGAAAUUGCGAUGCUCAUGGGUGUUAGCCACCCGAAUGUUCUAUGCCUCAAGGACACCUUCAACGAACCCAAUGCCGUCUAUCUGGUGCUGGAGCUUGCGCCGGAAGGAGAGCUGUUCAACUACAUUGUGAAGAAGCAGAAACUGAGCGAGUCCGAAUGCCGGAAGCUGUUCACCCAAUUGUUUCAGGGUGUCAAGUAUUUGCACGAUCGGAACAUUGUGCACAGAGACAUCAAGCCAGAGAACAUUCUUUUGGUGGACCGUGACUUGCACGUCAAGUUGGCAGAUUUUGGGUUGGCCAAGAUCAUCGGAGAGGAAUCUUUCACGACAACACUCUGUGGGACGCCUAGCUAUGUGGCACCAGAGAUCCUAGCAGAUACCCGGAACCGCAAGUACACCAAGGCUGUUGACAUCUGGUCACUAGGUGUGGUGCUUUAUAUCUGCCUGUGCGGCUUCCCCCCAUUUUCGGACGAACUCACCAGUGCUGCAUUCCCAUACUCGCUGUCUGAGCAGAUCAGGAAAGGGAAAUUCGACUACCCAUCACCCUACUGGGACCCAGUUGGUGAUCCUGCUUUGGAUCUCAUCGACUCCAUGCUAGUCGUCAACCCAGAGAAGCGUUUCACAGUAGAUCAGUGCCUGGCUCAUCCCUGGAUGACAAUGAAGACACCUGGUGUCAAUGACAGCACUAAUGGUCUUGUCAGCGGCAUCCAGGGCUUGGAUGUUACGCGCCGCGGUGUCCAGAGAGAGCGGACAUUGUUAGCCUCGAUUAACACUGUUCAAGUUGUCAACGAGAUCCCAGGGGGCGACAAGCCCGACGUCAAGGUCUAUACCAAGAACCCAGAAACCACACCCAAGAAAGAGCCCAGACCAGACGAUGCCAGAGGCCCGGAUGAGUUUUCCCAACUAGGAGGAAAGGGCGACCAAGUGCUUUUUGGGGAUGACGGUGAUAGCCGGUAUUCCGUGAAUGAUAUUACCAACAAACCGAAGGCGAAGGGGAAGGCUAACGGGGCAAAGUAA